Messenger RNA from Phytomonas sp. EM1, 2091 nucleotides. The record is from the annotation of a GenBank genome assembly. NCBI's taxonomy places the organism in Eukaryota, Euglenozoa, Kinetoplastea, Trypanosomatida, Trypanosomatidae.
GGUUUAUUUCCUUGCCCUUUGGACAGUAAAAUGGAGUAAGUGAGUUGAUCGAAUGACUUUUUUAUUGUAGAAUUCCAGUAGGGGUGCUUUUCCUGAGACAUUGAUGACUGCAUAAAAAUUAAAGGUUUACGUCUAUGAGCUCAAACUUUUCCGUUUGUUUUUUAUUACUUAUAUAUGUAUAUAUAUAUAUAUAUACAUUGUUUAAGUCAUUGCUUCCUUUUCGGAGCUCGUCAUCAACGCUCACUGCGAGUGAAAAACACGUCUUAUUCUCCACGAGGUAUGUGAAUGAAGAUCUCUCGUCGCUGUUGAGUGUUGCAGCAGGCCUGGGAUACCGCUUCUUCUUCAAUCAGCGCUUGCAAUACAGGUACGUUCUCUACGAUCUUAAAGAUCUGGAUCUAUCUGUGGGAAAGUGAAAUAAAUGAAUCUCCCUUAAAAAAGAUGUAAGAUUUCUUCCGAUUUAUAUCAGAGCAUCUCAACGUCAGAGAGGAGGGAGGGAGGAGUAAAUUAACCUGUAUGCAGUCUAACUUUUUCUCUGCUUUCUUCUGGCAUCCACGUGAGAUCGGGGGGAGAACCCUCCUCUCAUCUAGUAGCCAACGACCCGAACGUGGUGACGGCUUCUUGUCCAAAAGACUCCUCGACAUACCGCAUCCCAUGCCGUUUGGAUACGCUAACCCUCGCAUCCUGACUUACUUCCUGAAAUCACCAUCUACCCCAUGCAAGGUGCCGUUCACGUCGCUUGACAUCUGUUUUAUUAGGCUCAUUUAUCGAUAUGUCCUCAAGGGAAAUAUCUCCCCAAGGGUUUCUUUUUACCCUCAACUUCCUUUAGUGAAUUUCUUAGCAACUCGCCUGGAAUGUGUUCUACAGACAAUAGAGAUUGAAGAUCGUCUUAUGCACCAUUUAAAUAACUCGACUAAUGGGGUGAGAUGAGUCUGCUCUGCAGGUGAAAUCCUGAACACCGCUGCCUUUAUGUUUUCAAGCUUUUCUGUGUGCGCUUGUCCUUGCGAUGGGAGCGUUUGGUUUGUCCUUGCGUAAACUUCUCUUGAGGGGAGGCCUGAAUGGUAAAAUAUCGUCUCUUUUGACGUAUAAAGGUGCCCUCGCUUAGAUAGGUAACUUCCCUAUGUGUCGAGCACAAUAAACCAGGGCAUUUCCUAUCGAUGCUAAACUCGCUUCUCACAUUAUUUUUAUCUCAAGGGAUUAUCUCUUGUGAAUCAUUUGAUUAAUGAGAUGGUAUUAUGGCUGAGCUCACGAUUGUGUGUGGUAACCUGAUACAUGAUAUGAAUCUAUACUCGAUGCGCCUCUGAGGUUUCUGGCUUGUGCUUCUGCGAGUAAAAGUAUCUAUUAAUAGAUGAGUAUUUUGUUAAUUACUGCUGCUCUUUAUUUAUUUAUGAGUCAUUAUUGGCUUUUUGCUAAGAAUGUCUGUUUGCUGAAGGACAACCAACUCAUAUUGCACUUCGAAAAGAAUUCUGGGUGACCUUUAAAGUACUAGAACGAAAGUAUUGUCGACCCUUUUACCAAACCUUAGGGUAGAUAGGCACACACACGCGAUUUUGCUCGAUCGAUUUCCCAUUAUGAAGCCUUUCUCUCCUUGAGUUUUUCUUUUUUGGAAUGAUACCGCCUUAACGGUUUCAAUCUAGAUAAUAAAAGAAUAUUCUUUGGGCAAAGCUGCGAAGGUGCAUGAGUUGAUUAGCGCAGUAAGCAAUGUUUUGUAGCACUACUUUUCGCUUCGCGCCUGUUUUUUGCCGUAUUGUUGAUUCUAUGCGGCAGGGUGAACCGUAUGCGCGUCAGGGCAUUCUUUACCCCAUUCGUGUGGAGCUCGGCGAGGGUGUUGAAUCUUGCACGCCGUAUGAAUUGCAAGACAAAAUCGACAUCAUGAUGUCACGGUCGAAUCGAUUCGCGUCGGUGAAGCCUGGAAAGAUAUUUACCCGGAGUAAUAACGAGGCCACAAUUAUCAAGGCCUAUGGACAGUAUGUCGUUACCGGGAAUAUGCGUGGUGGCUAUGUGAAGGGCGAUCACAGGUACGGGCCUCGACUCACCGGUUACGGUGGGGCAACAACAAAACCAGGGCUGCGGUGGAAUGGGGAGGAUCUUUAA